CGCCCAGGCACCGCCGCGGCCACCCAAGCGCGGGGUCCUGCCGGCUCCGGGGCCCUGCCUGCGCAACGCGGCGCGUUAAAGUGGGCGCUGCGCAUGCGCGGGUUCUCUCUCUUCCGGCGCUGAUCAUGGCGGAUAAGGAAGCAAAGAAGGUGCCACCUGUUCCAGAAAGCCUCCUGAAAAAGCGACAGGCUUAUGCAGCUAUAAAAGCCAAACGUCUGAAGAGGCUGUUGGCUCAAAAGAAGCUUCGUAAGGCACAAAGGAAACUCAUCUAUGCAAGAGCUAAAGCUUACCACAAGGAAUACAGGCACAUGUAUAGACAGGAGAUCCGUAUGGCCAGGAUGGCCCGAAAAGCUGGAAAUUACUACGUACCAGCCGAACCAAAGCUGGCCUUUGUGAUCAGGAUAAGAGGUACCAAUGGUGUUAGCCCAAAGGUCCGUAAGGUAUUGCAGCUUCUUCGCCUGCGUCAGAUUUUUAACGGCACGUUCGUAAAACUCAACAAAGCUUCUAUCAACAUGUUGCGGAUUGUUGAACCGUACAUUGCCUGGGGUUAUCCCAAUUUGAAGUCUGUGCAUGAGUUGAUCUACAAGCGUGGUUAUGGCAAGAUCAAUAAGCAGCGCAUUGCUCUGACUGAUAAUUCCCUGAUUCAGAAGCGCCUUGGAAAGCAUGGCAUCAUCUGCAUGGAAGAUGUGAUCCACGAAAUUUACACUGUUGGCAAGAAGUUCAAAGUUGUGAACAACUUCUUAUGGCCCUUCAAGUUAUCCUCCCCUCGGGGUGGAAUGAAGAAGAAAACCAUCCACUUUGUAGAAGGUGGAGAUGCUGGUAACAGGGAAGAUCAGAUAAACAGACUCAUAAGGAGAAUGAACUAAAGAUUCAGAUGCCCAGCUGCAAUCUUUCCAAUUCUGGUCUGUUAAUAAAACCAUCUUGCACAAAACAA
This is a messenger RNA of Dromaius novaehollandiae (emu), 934 nucleotides long. It is a transcript of the gene RPL7, whose product is annotated as ribosomal protein L7. Gene Ontology annotation, cellular component: cytosolic large ribosomal subunit. Lineage: Eukaryota; Metazoa; Chordata; Aves; Casuariiformes; Dromaiidae. Gene Ontology annotation, molecular function: RNA binding; structural constituent of ribosome. The transcript has 7 exons. Bases 126 to 866 code for a protein of 246 amino acids. Gene Ontology annotation, biological process: maturation of LSU-rRNA from tricistronic rRNA transcript (SSU-rRNA, 5.8S rRNA, LSU-rRNA). The record is from RefSeq and is a predicted model, not a curated record.